AUGAGCAGUCAGGGGUCUGGAAGAGGGUCGUGGAGAGGAGGCAGAUGCAGUGGUUCAGGUGGAUGGACAGGAAGGAGAGGUGGAGGCUGGUACUAUGGAGGGAAUAGAGGUUGGAGAGGACGUCCCUGGGGCAGGGGCCAGACAAACCGUCCACCUGGCAAUGUUCAGCAGCGUGGUGCAGUUUCACGCGUUGCAUCACAAAAUCCUAGAGGUACUCAAGCAACUUUAGACAUUACAUGUCCAUACAAAGGAUGGAAGCUGUACUUCACUGAAGGUUUUGUCCAAAGUUCUCCAUAUGUAGAGAAGGUCAAGGUAUUUGAACAGUAUUUCCUGUCACAAAUUGACCUUUAUGAUAAGGAUGAGAUUGAAAGGAAAGGGAGCAUCCUUGUGGACUACAAAGAUCUGGUGUCAAACAAACAGCUGUCUGCACGUCUGCCUGCUUUAGCCAAGGAGCUCAAAGAAAUGCCUGAGAAGAUGCUUGACUGCCUAGGCUUGGCUAUUCACCAGGUAUUGACCAAAGACUUAGAGAGACACGCAGCUGAACUACAGGGCCAAGAUGGGCUUCCUAGCGGUGCUACACCUAUUAUCAACAUCCCCCUCAUAAAUGCCAGGGUGUACAACUAUGAACCACUGACUCCACUGAAAACACUGAGAGCCAAUCUGUAUGGUAAAUUUGUGACAAUCAGAGGAACAGUAGUGAGAGUGAGCAACAUUAAACCUCUCUGCAGUAAGAUGGCUUUUGUUUGCAACAGCUGUGGUGACACACAGAGUCUUCCCUUGCCAGAUGGAAAGUUUACCAUGCCUACCAAGUGUCUUCAAACAGAGUGUCGAGGUCGAUCUUUCACGCCAAAUAGAAGUUCACCGCUAACUCUCACUGUUGACUGGCAGACCAUAAAGAUUCAGGAGUUAAUGUCAGAUGACCAGAGAGAAUCUGGACGGAUUCCUCGCACCAUUGAGUGCGAGCUCACACAGGACCUUGUGGACAGCUGUGUACCAGGAGAUAUGGUCACAAUCACAGGCGUCGUUAAAGUGUCCAAUGAAGAAGGAAACUGGAGAAAUAAGAAGGAUAAAUGCAUGUUCCUGCUUUACAUUGAGGCAAACUCUGUCAGUAACUCCAAAGGGCAGAAAUCCAAGGUCGCUUCAGAAAUGGAAUGCCAAGGUGCAUCUGUGGAGUUUUCCUUGAAAGACCUCUAUGCCAUCCAGGAGAUUCAAGCACAAGAUGAGCUGUUCAAGCUAAUUGUUAAUUCUCUUUGCCCAGCAAUAUAUGGACAAUUGCUGGUGAAAGCAGGGCUGGCUCUGGCUUUAUUUGGAGGCUGUCAGAAAUUUGUGGAUGACAAAAAUCGAAUCCCCAUUAGAGGGGACCCUCAUAUACUUGUUGUGGGUGACCCUGGUCUUGGAAAAAGUCAGAUGUUACAGGCCGUGUGUAAUGUUGCCCCGCGUGGUAUCUAUGUGUGCGGAAACACAACAACCACGUCAGGACUCACCGUCUCUUUGUCCAAGGACAGUGGCUCUGGAGACUACGCGUUAGAGGCAGGAGCACUUGUAUUAGGAGAUCAAGGCAUCUGUUGCAUCGAUGAGUUUGAUAAAAUGGGUAGUCAGCACCAGGCCUUGUUAGAAGCUAUGGAACAACAGAGCAUCAGCCUAGCCAAAGCUGGCAUUGUCUGCACCCUGCCAGCUCGGACAUCCAUCUUAGCAGCUGCCAACCCAGUGGGAGGACACUACAAUAAGGGAAAAACAGUCUCUGAGAAUCUAAAAAUGGGAAGUGCUCUCCUGUCCAGGUUCGACCUGGUCUUCAUCCUGUUGGAUACACCUAAUGAGGACCAUGAUCACCUGCUGUCAGAGCAUGUAAUGGCCAUGCGUACAGGCAAGAGUGGAGCUUUCAGCAGUGCCACCAUUUUCAGACACAGCACGCAGGAACCCAACGUCUCCAUUCUAGAGAUGUCAUCAGACAAGCCUCUUGCCGACAGACUCAAGGUUGCUCCUGGUGAGAAUUUCGACCCCAUUCCUCACCAACUCCUGCGUAAGUACGUGGGCUAUGCAAGGCACUACGUCCACCCUACACUCUCAGCAGAGGCCGCAAAGGUGCUGCAGGAUUUCUACUUGGAGCUACGCAAACAGAAUCACUCUGCUAACAGCACACCUAUUACCACCCGUCAGAUAGAGUCCCUUAUCCGCCUCACUGAGGCGAGAGCACGGCUGGAGUUAAGAGAGAAAGCAACACAAAGUGAUGCAGAAGAUGUGGUAGAGAUUAUGAAACACAGCUUGGCAGACACCUACUCGGAUGAAUUUGGCCGGCUUGAUUUUGACCGAUCUCAGCUAGGUUCUGGAAUGAGCAAUAGAUCCAAAGUUAAAAAAUUUGUGUCUGCUUUGAACCAAGUAGCUGAACGCUCCCGCAAAACCCUGUUUGAGACCCAGGAACUGAGGCAGCUGGCCAAAGAGCUACAAAUUCAGGUUGUUGACUUUGAGGGCUUCAUCAGUGUGCUAAAUGAACAAGGUUACCUGCUGAAAAAGGGAAACAAGACUUAUCAGCUUCAGACCAUUUGA
Molecule: messenger RNA, 2544 nt
Organism: Chanos chanos (milkfish)
Lineage: Eukaryota; Metazoa; Chordata; Actinopteri; Gonorynchiformes; Chanidae
Gene: mcm8
Product: minichromosome maintenance 8 homologous recombination repair factor
Biological process (GO): DNA replication; double-strand break repair via homologous recombination
Cellular component (GO): MCM complex; nucleus
Molecular function (GO): single-stranded DNA binding; ATP binding; single-stranded DNA helicase activity
Source: RefSeq, a predicted model, not a curated record